GUGAUCUUCCAGUUAUGUUGUACAUGCAUACAUUCAGAUUUGUCUGUGUCUUUAUUGAUUUUGAUAAGGUGAACCAAAGUAUUGUUGUUCAUUCCUGAAACUACUCACUCAAGGCAGAGGACUGGAGCCACAAAAUGUGACAGAGACAAGAUUUACCUUUAUACAGGUGUUAUAAUUACAAUGGGUAGUGAGAUGAAGUGUUGUGUGGGGGUAGUGCUCCUCCUGACUUGUUUUAGUGGAGGGUUCAGUGCAGAUCCAGUGUUAACACCUGAGAUAGUGACAGAUUCGGGGGGAAAUUCAGCCAACGCCAAUAGCUCCAUUACGUGGGGACCAUUACCCACCUAUGAUUCUUACACAGCGGGGAGCAUUACAUAUGAUGCAUCAGGACUUACACCUCUGUACAAUUUUGCCAAGGCAUUUAUCAAUGGGGCAGUUUUUCCUUAUGGAAUUCCAUGGGAUUUGAUGGAGAAAGCAAUAAAUGGGACACUUAUAAGUGAUGUUACAACAAAUUAUAUGUCAUAUCUGAGGCAGUUUGCUGGAUAUGGAGCCUGUGUAGUUAUAGGAUUUCUCUUCGUCUUUCUCUUUCCCCUCAUUGGACUCUGUUUUUGCUGCUGUCGCUGUUGUUGUAAGAACUGUGGGGGGAGAAUGAUGCAGAAUCACGAAGACGCUAAGGCAGAUUGUAAAAGGAGGACAUAUGCCAUCAUACUCUUCAUUCUUAUAGCAUUCACAAGUGCGGGUAUGAUUUGUGUCUAUUUGUCCAAUGAUCAGAUGUCUACAGCCCUGAAUAAGUUUGAUGAUGUUGUUGUGUCUAAUGUGGAUGAUCUUAACACCUAUGUGUCUAACACAGUCAAGGAAACAAAGUAUGUAAUGAAAUCUAAUUAUAAUUUCACCUCAUCAGUGAUAUCCAGAGACCUUGACAAUAUAGGGUACGUACUGGGUAUUCCGAUCCGCACGGCACUGAAAACAGAAGCCCAGCUGGACACCGCCAUAUCUUCUGCCAAUGCUCUGGUCACACGAGUGACACAGAUAGCUUCUGCAUUGACGACAUUAAACACGACCUUGGGAGAUGUCAAGGUGAAGGCCAGCAUCCUGAGCUCUAAUCUGUCUACACUCAAGACUGACAUUGAUGCAGCUUUAACAAGUGCAAAUUGUCCCAUAACCCCAGGGUGUCCUGACACCUCCAAUGUCAACAUGGGCUUUGAUCCAAAUGACUUUCCAGACAUCAGUGGGCCAAUGUCAUCUAUAUCAUCAGUGGAAGGUCAGAACUUGUCAGCUAUAAUAAUACAGGCCCAGACUGAAGUUGACAACAUCCCAGAAAGAGUCACUAAUGAGACCCAAAACACAGUGUCAGAUAUAAAGGAUAUGGUGUCUAACUUUUCAAGUGAGAUAGAUCCACUGAUAGAGAAGGUCGAGAGUAUGCAGGACGCAAUCUCUACCAAUGGAACUCUAGCAGACAUAAAGAAACAGGUGACUGAUGGUGUCAACACAGCAUCUUCCUAUGACAAAUACAGAUGGUAUGGUGGUGUAGGACUGACUUCUAUAGUCCUAUUGAUAGUCCUGUUACAGCUGCUGGGCCUGUGUUUUGGAACAUUCAGCCAGAAUUCAGACAGGUUACCAGUAGAGAGAGGAUGUGUUGGCACUGCUGCUGGAAAUAUGCUCAUGGCGUCUGUGGGCUUUGUGUUUAUAUUUGCCUGGCUGUUGAUGAUGUUGACGACCCUGACCUUUAUUGUCGGGAGCCCGCUAGAACGAUUUGUCUGUCAACCUCUUACUGACUCCUCCCUCAAUGAUCUAGAAACGCUGGUGGAUGACAAGAUAUACAAGUUUCAGUAUGGAACAUCUGAGGGGUAUUUUCUCGGUAAAGUUUUAUUUAACAACGCAUCUAUUAACCUGACUAUCAAGGGACUGUUGCAAGAUUGUCAAGCUGGUGGAGCAGCAUACACAGCACUAAAACUAAAUAACUUGUUUGAUGUGACUACUCUAACUAACUUCACAAAU
Molecule: messenger RNA, 1995 nt
Organism: Saccostrea cuccullata (small rock oyster)
Lineage: Eukaryota; Metazoa; Mollusca; Bivalvia; Ostreida; Ostreidae
Product: prominin-1-like
Exons: 16
Cellular component (GO): membrane
Source: RefSeq, a predicted model, not a curated record